Molecule: messenger RNA, 13442 nt
Organism: Sphaeramia orbicularis (orbiculate cardinalfish)
Lineage: Eukaryota; Metazoa; Chordata; Actinopteri; Kurtiformes; Apogonidae
Product: dynein heavy chain 11, axonemal
Exons: 82
Coding region: 1-13371 (4456 amino acids)
Biological process (GO): microtubule-based movement
Cellular component (GO): dynein complex
Molecular function (GO): ATP binding; dynein light intermediate chain binding; minus-end-directed microtubule motor activity
Source: RefSeq, a predicted model, not a curated record
AUGUCCGACGACGAAAGUGUGCCACCGCCUUUUCUGGAGGAGAGCAGAGUAAAGUUUGUGGAGGAAAACAUCUGUGCGUUUCUGCGUCUGCAGCGUCAAACAUGGGAGAAAAGUGCAGUCAAUCAAGAUUUUCAGACACUGCUGAAAGACUUCUUUGAAAAGAAGACUCUUAGGAAACUAUUCUUCUUUGCAUCCAAUAAAAAUUGUCUGGUUGCUUCUAUUGAGGUCCCAUCAGCUGUUCAAACCAAGAAAAUCUACAUCCUGAAGAAAUGCAAUGCCUCUGUCACCUCUGAAAACUACAGAGAACUUCUGGUGUUUGGUCUGGUCUCUCCAUCACCACUGCUGCAGCUCUCUACCACAGCUGAGCAGGUAUGCUUUCCACUGCUGUCAAACCACAAAAAUCACCAGAUGUGGCCAAAUCUUUUGUCGGAAGAUAUUAUUUGCCAUGUUGAGAACAUGCAUCAUAAGACCUCAGUUGUACAGGGGCAGAUCUUAGGGAAAACCAUUCUCCCUAUCCCAGAUGGAGCAGACUGGAUGGAAAAUGCAUACAGCAACUUCAAAAUGUUUGACAGCUAUGACAGAUCACUGGCCCACUCAUUUGAGACACAGAUAAUCAUGUGGAGUAAUCUAAUCCAGAAAAUUUUAAAGGAGGAUUCUUCAGACCUACUUGCAAUGGGUUGCAGUCCAGGGCCCAGUGCAGAGUUAAAUUUCUGGGCAUCGAGGAAGAGCAAUUUAAAGAGUGUUUAUCAUCAGCUUCUGAGCCCCACUGUUCAAAAAAUGGCAAAGAUGUUAGAGAUUGUGGACAGCUGCUAUCAUCCUACAAUUGAGACUUUAAUUAGAAGUGUUUUUGAAGCGCUGCAAGAGGCUGAGGACAUUGACCUCCAUCUACAGCCACUUCAUGCUCAACUGUCUCAACUGGAAAAAAGAGAGUUUCCCCAUGCUGAAACUUUCAUUCCGCCACUGUUCCACACAGUCUUCCUUAUCUGGAUCAACUGCCAAUCUUAUCAAAAACCUGCACGCAUUAUAGUGUUACUUCAAGAACUUUGCAAUCUACUCAUUGAGCAAGCUUCUGUAUUCGUGUCUACUGAUUUGCUUCUCAGAGAAGACACAGAGGAAAGUCUACAGAUGGUAAAGAGGGUGAUAAAAGUUUUUGGAUGUUUCAAAGACAGUUAUCAAACCCAGAGAGAAAUGCUGGCCAAUCAAGUGAAACAUGUACCAUGGGAUUUCCCAUCGGCUAUGAUUUUUUCACGUUUCAACCAGUUCCUUAAUCGCAUGCAACAGCUGGAGGAAUUGUUUGAAAUGAUGCUGGAUUUUCAGAGGAUGGAAAAACUGGAAUUUGGUGGACUUAAGGGCAAAUUCUACAAUGAACAAGCUGCUCAAAUGUAUAUUGAGUUUUGUAACUACUGCCAAGUGUUAAAACAGUGUGAACAUAGUCCACUUGAUUGUGACUCCCAGGACUUUGAGAAGGAGUACAGAGAUUUCAAAGGGAAGAUUGUGGACUUUGAAUGUCGUCUUGCAGGCCUUCUUUGCCUGGCUUUUAAGGAUUGCUCAGGACUGGAAUCAGCAUUUAAGCUAUUAACCGUUGUCGGACCCCUCCUGGAAAGGAAACUAAUUAAACAGGCAUUCUGUCACAACUUCCUUGUACUGCAACAACAUUUCAGAGAGGAGUUGGAGAAAUGUAACUGGCUGUAUAAAUCCCAGCUGAGUCAGGCGGAGCGUGGUCUAAUGAAGAACAUGGCUCAUACAUCUGGAGCAUUAAAGUGGGCAAAAAUGCUCAGAGAGCGCAUACAAACCCCAUGGGAAAAAAUCCAAUCACUGUUUGACAUGUCUGCAGUUGGUGUAGAAAUGGUCAAAGAGUAUCAUAUGUACACAGAGAUGUUGAGUCUCUUGGACCAGUACGAGGACAGAGUUUACUCCGAGUGGUGUAAUGGUUUGGAGGAGGUAUGCUUAAUGAACCUGAACCAGCCACUCUUGACUAGAAACCCCUCAUCUGGCCUGAUCUCAGUCAACUUUAAUCCAAAGCUGACUGAAAUCUUGAAGGAUGUGAAGUAUAUACAGACUCUCAGUCACAUCAGCAUCCCUGCAGCUGCGACGACUGUUUUUGAGAAGCGUGACAUGUUGACAAAGUAUGUGAGAAGUCUGCAACUACUGGUUCAAUGGUACAAUAAACUGAAGCAGAUUGUACUAGAGGUGGAGUUUCCUCUCAUCAGAGCUGAACUGGAGUCCAUCGACAUGCUGUUGUCAAGGGCUGAGACUGACCUGAUCUGGCAGGACCCAGGCUGUUGGAGCUUUAUCAGUACUGCUAAAGACCUGGUCCAUGAUCUUCUAUGUCGAGUCACUAAAGCCAAAAACAACUGUGAAGCUUUCCAGUCAAUGAUGAAGACAUGGAGCAAACAAGCAAUGUUUUGCAGAAAGGACAACAGAAAAGGCUCACUUAUACAGCUAGAAGACCGGGGAGAGCAUGUGAGCAACUCCAUGAAAGAGGAUGGAGACCUGAUCCUCAAGUUGGUGCAGGAGAAUAUGGCUCUUUUCUGUGCUGACCCUGAUUCAGAUGCAUGGGAGGUGUACCUGGAGUAUGUGGAUGAGAUGGUGAUAGAGGGCCUCUACAACUACAUCCGCCACUCCCUUCAGUUCUUUGUGGACAACAUGGAGUCAUGCCAUGCUCCUCUUUUUGAGGCUCGUUUGAUGCUGAACGGCUCAUGGACAACCUUCAUCCCAUCACUGGAGCAAGAUGCGGGGGAUGGACUCUAUGAGCUGAUAGAGGGGUUGGUUGGAGACAUAUUCAAGACUUCGGUGAACAUCAGCAGGGUGCCUUCUCAUCUCUGUAUGGAGAGUUACCAGGAUGUGAUGGAUAACAUGCUAGAUUUGUUGGACCUGAGACAGGAAAUAAUGGAGCGAGUGGAGAACGUCCUCAAGAAAGCAAUAAAUUACCAGAGAAAGUUUGAUUGCUACUCCCAUCUAUGGCAGGAUGACAGGGCUGAGUUUCUCAGCCAGUUUCUGCUGUUCGGGCGUGUACUUACAGCAGAGGAGGUCGAGGCGUAUAAAGCACAUGUACUCCCUCAGAGUCCCCCCACUAUUGAUAAAUUCAAAGAACAGAUAGAUUAUUAUGAGGAUCUGUUUGCUGAUAUUUCCAAACUCGAAGACUUCCGAGUGUUUGAUGGAUGGUUUCAAGUGGAUAUCAAGUUCUUCAAGGCUAGUGUUCUUAACACUGUAAAAAAGUGGAGCUGGCUCUUCAAAGAGCACCUCUUAACAUAUGUCACUAACAGUCUUGAUGAGCUACAAGAGUUUAUCCAAACCAGUGUUGAAGGGCUGGACCAGCCUGUGAUGAAAGGAGAUCAUUGUGGCUUGGUACAAGUCAUGAGUCACCUGCUGGCAGUCCGAGACAGACAAGUGGCCACAGACAAAAUGUUUGAGCCUCUUAGAGAUACAGUAGUCCUGUUGGAACGAUAUGGCGUGACCAUACCAGACCAGGUCUAUUCUCAGCUGGAGGAACUCCCUGAGAAAUGGAAUGGGGCCAAGAAACUGGCUUUAAAAGUGAGGAAUGAGGUGGCACCAUUGCAGAAUGCAGAAGUGAUGGUUUUGCGAAAACAAUGCAUGGCAUUUGAGUUGAAACAAAGAAAAUUCAGGGACAUGUUUAGAGCAACAGCACCCUUCAGUUACAAAGCAGUGCAUCCCUACAUCAGUCUGGAAAAAUCUGAAAAAGAGAUCCGAGACAUGGAAAAAGAGAUUGUGGAGCUGCAGGAGUCCACAAAUCUAUUUGAUGUUACUAUCCCGGACUACAGAGACAUCAAGCUCUGCAGACGAGAGAUUACGGUCCUCAAAGAACUGUGGGACAUUGUAAUAUUUGUACAGAGCAGUGUGGAAAACUGGACAAUGACCAAAUGGAGGCAGAUAAACGUGGACCAGAUGGAUGCAGAAUUGAGGAGGUUUGCCAAGGACAUACGGAAGCUUGACAAAGAGGCUCGCAUGUGGGAUGUGUAUUCUGGGUUAGACCUUUAUGUUAAGAACCUCUUGACGUCACUGCGGGCCGUGAGUCAGUUACAGAACCUGGCAAUACGUGAGCGCCACUGGGUGCAGCUAAUUAGAAUAACACAGAUGGAUUUCACUUUGACUGAUAACACCACCUUGAAAGACCUCUUGGGUCUGCAGCUCCAUUUGUUUGAAGAUGAAGUUCGCACCAUAGUGGAUAAAGCAGUCAAAGAAAUGACCAUAGAGAAGGUUGUGACAGAAAUAAGUCGGGCAUGGGCAUCAAUGGAGCUUUCAUAUGAAGACCAUCAUCAAACCUCGGUGCGUCUUCUUAAAUGUGAUGAAGAACUUCUUGAAACUCUUGAGGAUCAUCAGGUUCAGCUUCAGAGUGUCUUUCAGAGCAAGCAUGUAGAUCACUUCCUGCUCCAGGUAGUGGAAUUACAAAAACAGCUAACUGUGGCUGACUCUGUGCUGACGGUUUGGAUGGAGGUGCAAAGGACAUGGGCCUAUUUGGAAAGCAUCUUCAAAGGCUGUGAUGAUAUCUGCCAACAGCUGCCUGCAGAUGCACACAGAUUCCAAGUUAUCGAUGCAGAAUUUCAGGAGUUGAUGUUAGACAGCACUAAAACUAAAAAUGUCAUCAAGGCCACUAACAAACCUGACCUUUACAAGAAGUUAGAGGAUCUACAAAGACGGUUGGCAUUGUGUGAAAAAGCACUUGGUGAAUAUCUGGAAGCAAAGAGACUUUUGUUCCCGCGUUUCUACUUUAUUUCAACUGCAGACCUGCUGGACAUCCUCUCUAAAGGGAGUCGUCCCAGAGAGGUCACUGUCCACCUUUCAAAAAUAUUUGACAACAUGUCAGAUCUGGAGUUUGCCAAAAGUGAGCACUUGGAUAAUCCUAAACUGGCAGUGGGCAUGUACAGCAAAGAGAAGGAAUAUGUCCCUUUUCAGGCUGAAUGUUGCUGUUGUGGGCCGGUUGAAGCAUGGCUUACUUCUUUGGAGGAGUCCAUGAAGGAUAGUAUCAGGGAUCAUCUGAGUGAAGCGGUAACCAUGUAUGAGGACAGGCCCAGAGAGCAGUGGAUUCUGGAUUUCCCUGCUCAAGUGGCUCUCACUGGGUCUCAGAUCUGGUGGAGCAACGACAUGGACCUUGUGUUUAAAAGACUGGAGGAAGGAUUUGAGUCAUCUCUGAGAGACUACAACAAGAAACAGAUUUCUCAGCUCAACUCGUUGAUCAGUAUGCUACUGGGAGAACUGAGCCCAGGCGACAGACAGAAGAUCAUGACUGUUUGCACCAUUGAUGUCCAUGCUCGAGAUGUUGUUUCCACUCUCAUUGCGCAAAAGGUUACUACCUCACAGACAUUCCAGUGGCUUUCCCAACUCCGACAUUCCUGGAAUGAGCAAACACGUCACUGCUUUGUUAAUAUCUGUGACGCUCAGUUCAUUUAUUCUUAUGAAUAUCUUGGAAAUACACCGCGUCUGGUUGUUACUCCCCUUACAGACCGGUGCUAUAUCACCUUAACUCAGUCACUUCACCUGACUAUAAGUGGAGCCCCAGCAGGUCCUGCUGGAACAGGGAAGACAGAGACCACGAAGGAUCUUGGCCGAGCAAUGGGUGUCAUGGUAUACAUCUUCAACUGCUCUGAACAGAUGGACUACAAGUCAAUUGGAAAUAUCUACAAGGGUCUGGCCCAGACGGGAGCAUGGGGCUGCUUUGAUGAGUUCAAUCGUAUUGCUGUGGAUGUUUUGUCAGUCGUGGCAGUGCAGGUCAAAACCAUACAGGAUGCCAUACGCUCUAAAAAGAAAAGGUUCCUGUUCCUAGAUAAGGAAAUUGUCUUAAAACCCUCAGUGGGGAUUUUUAUCACCAUGAAUCCUGGCUAUGCUGGCAGAACAGAACUACCUCAGAACCUUAAGGCUCUUUUCAGGCCCUGUGCAAUGGUGGUGCCUGACACUGAGCUCAUUUGUGAGAUAAUGUUGGUGGCAGAAGGCUUUCGCAGUGCAAAGCUUUUAGCCAGGAAGUUCAUCACACUGUACACCCUCUGCAAAGAGCUGCUCUCUAAACAGGACCACUAUGACUGGGGUUUGCGAGCUGUCAAGUCUGUUCUGGUUGUUGCAGGAGCUCUGAAAAGAAGAGAUAAGAUGAGACCAGAAGACCAGGUGCUGAUGCGUGCUCUGAGGGACUUUAACAUGCCCAAAAUUGUGACUGAGGAUAUAAAUAUCUUCCUGGGACUGCUUGGAGACCUUUUCCCUGGCCUGGAGGUAGAAAGAGAGAGAGACUAUGAAUUUGAAAAAGCCGUCCGAAAGACCACACUGGAGCUCCGACUUCAGCCUGAAGAAACUUUUAUCCUGAAGGUGGCGCAGUUGGAGGAACUCAUGGCAAUACGUCAUUCUGUCUUCAUAAUUGGAAAUGCUGGGACUGGUAAAAGCCAGAUACUGAGGGUUCUCCAUAAAACCUAUGUAAACUUAAAGAAGAAGCCUGUCUGGAGUGACCUCAAUCCAAAGGCAGUAGACAGAGAUGAAUUGUUCGGCUACAUCCAUCCUUCAACUCGGGAGUGGAAAGAUGGUUUGUUUUCAUCACUGAUGCGAGAGCAGGCAAACAUCUCCCACCUAGGACCUAAGUGGAUUGUGUUGGAUGGAGACAUUGAUCCGAUGUGGAUUGAAUCCCUCAACACAGUGAUGGAUGACAACAAGGUUCUUACUCUGGCGAGUAAUGAACGUGUGCCGCUCACUUCAUCCAUGAGACUAGUGUUUGAAAUCAGUCACCUGCAGACAGCUACUCCUGCGACUGUUUCCAGAGCAGGAAUUCUCUGUGUCAAUCAGCAAGAUCUGGGCUGGAACCCGUAUGUUGCCAGUUGGAUUGACCAACGAGAACGUCAGACAGAAAGGGCUCACCUGACGAUACUGUUUGAAAAAUAUGUUCCCCGUUGUCUAGAACAGAUGAGAAAUACCUUCAAGACCAUCACUCCUAUACCAGAGAACUCUAUGGUGCAGACACUCUGCAGUUUGCUUGACUGCCUUCUAGCACCUGAAAAUAUUCCCUCUGACUCUCCUCGUGAGCUUUAUGAGACAUAUUUCACAUUUGCCUGCAUCUGGGCUUUUGGUGGGGCUUUGCAUCAAGAUCAGCUCCGUGAUUACCGGGUGGAGUUCAGUCAGUGGUGGAUAAAGGAAAUGAAGACAGUGAAGCUACCGGCACAGGGAACAGUGUUCGACUACUACCUUGACCCUCAAACCAGACGGUUCCUGCCCUGGACUGACACUGUACCUGUAUUUGAAAUGGACACUAGUACACCUUUACAGGCUGUUCUGGUACACACAGCAGAGACUGUGCGUCUUCGAUACUUCAUGGACUUGUUGCUGGAAAGGAGACAGCCAGUGAUGCUUGUGGGGAAUGCUGGAGUUGGAAAGUCUGCACUUGUCAGGAACAAGUUAGACUGUCUGCCAGAGAGUUAUAUGACUACAAAAGUACCCUUCAACUACUACACUACGUCCCUCAUGCUGCAGAUGAUCCUAGAGGAGCCACUGGAGAAAAGGACAGGCAAAAGCUACUCCCCUAUAGGCAACAAAAGGCUCAUCUACUUUAUAGAUGAUAUGAACAUGCCAGCUAUUGACAGCUAUGGGACAGUACAACCUCACACACUCAUCCGACAGCAUCUGGACUAUGGACACUGGUACGACAGACAGAAAUUGACUCUAAAAGAAAUACACAAUACUCAGUAUGUUGCCUGUAUGAAUCCAACAGCUGGGAGCUUCAAUGUUAACCCGAGACUACAGAGACAUUUUUCAGUGUUUGCGGUGAACUUUCCUUCUUCUGAGGCUCAAACAUCGAUCUUCAGUCAGAUUCUGUGUGGCCACCUGAAGCAGCAGCUCUUUAGUCCAAUGGUUCAGAGGAGUGCUACAGCUGUGGUCCAGGCUGCCAUAACUCUUCAUCAAAAGAUGGUUCACAGCUUUCUGCCCACAGCCAUCAAAUUUCACUACACAUUUAAUCUACGAGACUUGUCUAACGUCUUUCAGGGCGUUCUCUUCGCUGGGCCUGAGAGUGUGAAAGACAGCACUGACCUGGCACUGUUGUGGCUCCAUGAAUCCUGCAGAGUGUACUCUGACAGACUCAUAGAUGUCAAGGACCUGCGACUCUUCCAGAAGCUCCAGAUGGAGACAGUGCAUGAAUGCUAUGAGGGACUGGAGGACAAAAAGGUGACAAAGCAGCCCCUCCUUUAUUGCCAUUUUGCCCAACAGGGUGAGGAUGCCUCUUACAGUCCUGUCACAGACUGGUCUGUGCUCAGGACCGUCCUCACAGAUGCACUGGAGAGUUACAAUGAGCUCAAUGCAGCCAUGAAUCUUGUGCUCUUUGAAGAUGCCAUGCAACAUGUAUGUCGCAUCAGUCGUAUCCUGGCAUCUCCAAGGGGUCACGGCUUACUGGUUGGUGUCGGGGGCAGUGGUAAACAGAGCCUGACUCGUCUCGCUGCCUUUAUAUCCUCUGUGGAAGUUUUCCAAAUCACUCUGAGUAAAGGUUAUAGCAUCCAGGAUCUCAAGAUGGAUCUGGCAGGUUUAUUCCUAAAGACUGGACUGAAGAACCAGCGUGUGGCUUUGCUCCUGACUGAUGUACAGAUACCUGAUGAGCGAUUCCUGGUUGUUAUUAAUGACUUACUGGCAUCAGGUGAAAUACCUGAACUCUUCAGUGAAGAGGAGAUUGAAAGAAUAGUGUUAGGGGUAAGAGCUGAAGUAAAAGCCCUGGGACAGUUGGACAACAGGGAGAACUGCUGGAGAUUCUUUAGUGAACGAGUCCAACAACAGCUCAAGGUGGUGCUGUGUUUUUCUCCAGUGGGCAGCGCCCUCCGUGUUCGGGCCCAUAGAUUCCCCGCCCUCUUUCAAUGCACCACCAUCGACUGGUUCCAUCCUUGGACUUUUGAGGCUCUACAGUCUGUGAGCUACAGGUUCAUCCAGGAGAUUGAAGGAAUUCAGCCUGCUGUCCAGGAAUCCAUCAGUCUUUUCAUGGCCUACGUUCACACCAGUGUCAAACAUGCUAGUGAAAAAUACCAGCGCAAUGAGAAGAGGUACAAUUACACCACCCCUAAGAGCUUUCUCCAGCAAAUCACGCUGUACAGGAACCUUCUGGAGAAAAGCCGUGCUCAGCUCCAGCACAAGAUGAACCGACUUGACAGUGGCCUUCAAAAACUCCAAACCACUGCCGCCCAGGUUGAGGAUUUGAAAGCCAAAUUGGCAUCCCAAGAAGCAGAGUUGACCUUUAAAAACCAGAAUAUUGAAGCUCUAAUUGCAAAGAUUGGUCAGCAGACUGAGAGGGUGAGCAGCAAAAGAGAGGCUGCGGAUGUCGAAGCUCAAAAGGUUUCUAUCAUCCAGGCUCAGGUGUUAGUCAAACAGAAGGACUGUGAGACUGAUCUAGCGAAAGCAGAGCCAUCACUUGCAGCUGCCACAGCAGCACUCAAUACCCUCAACAAGGUGAAUCUAACUGAGAUGAAGGCCUUUCCAAACCCUCCAGCAGCAGUAAUCAAUGUAGCAGCAGCUGUGAUGGUGCUGUUAGCUCCCCGCGGUCGAGUGCCUAAGGACCGGAGCUGGAAGGCGGCGCGGGCCUUCAUGGGCAAGGUGGAUGAUUUCUUACAAGCACUGGUGUCGUAUGAUAAAGAACACAUCCCUGAGUCCUGCUUGAAUGUGGUGAAACAGGAGUAUCUGAGAAACAAAGAAUUUCAUCCAGAUCAAGUUCGGACUAAGUCUUCUGCUGCAGCUGGACUCUGUGCUUGGACUAUUAACAUUGUCAGAUACUAUGAGAUUUAUUGUGAGGUUAUUCCAAAGAGGCAUGCAUUGUCACAAGCUAAUACAGAACUAGAAACAGCAACAGCCAAACUGUCAGCAGUUCAAAAGAAAUUGAAGGAUCUUGAUACAAGCCUCCAGAACCUCACAGCUCAGUUUGAAAAGGCUACAGCAGAGAAAAUCAGUUGUCAGGAGGAGGUGAAACACACCAACCAGACAAUACGACUGGCCAACCGACUGGUCAAGGGCUUAGAGUCAGAGAAGGAGCGCUGGUCACAGGCACUUGUCCAGUAUGAGAAUCAACUGAAGACCUUGUGUGGAGAUGUCCUCCUCACUGCAGCAUUCGUCUCUUACAUGGGAUAUUUUACCAGGCAGUAUCGUGUGGAACUCAUCAAUGACAACUGGAUUCCCUUCCUUCAGUCUGAAAAAGCUUCCAUACCCCUGACAGACGGCCUGGACCCAGUCCUCAUGCUUACAGAUGAUGCCACUGUGGCUGCCUGGCAUAACCAGGGCCUGCCAAACGAUAGGAUGUCCACAGAGAAUGCUGCCAUCCUGACCACCAGUGAGCGUUGGCCACUUAUCAUUGACCCCCAGCAGCAGGGUAUCAAGUGGAUUCGAAACUGGCUCGGGUCAGAGCUGAGGGUGGUGCAGCUGGGACAGAAAGGGUAUCUAGAUGUAAUUGAAAAAGCUGUUUCUUGUGGGGAAACUGUUCUAAUAGAGAAUAUGACAGAAAAUGUAGACCCAGUCCUGGAGCCACUGUUGGGCAGAAACACUACCAAAAGAGGAAGGUACAUUCAGAUUGGGGGCAAGGAAUGUGAAUAUAACAGCAACUUUCAGCUCAUUAUCCACUCCAAAUUGGCCAAUCCCCACUUCCCUCCUGAGCUUCAGGCCCAGACCACUCUCAUCAACUUUACAGUGACUCCUGAGGGUCUGGAAGAGCAGCUCCUGGGGCAGGUAGUGUCCCAGGAAAGGCCUGACCUGGAGGCACUAAAGAUGGAGCUGACCACACAGCAGAACCACUUCAAGAUUGAACUCAAGAGGUUAGAGGAUGACCUGUUGAGUCGCCUCUCUACAGCCCACGGUAAUUUUCUGGGUGAUAUUUCUCUGGUAGAGCAACUUGAGAGCACCAAGACUACGGCUGCUCACAUUCAGCAUAAGGUGGUGGAGGCCAGAGAAAAUGAGACAAAGAUCAACGAGGCUCGAGAACUAUACCGCCCAGCAGCGGAGAGAGCGUCACUCCUCUUCUUCAUCAUCAAUGACCUCAGCAAGCUCAACCCCAUGUACCAAUUUUCUCUGAAGACCUUUAACUCUGUGUUUAACAAAGCAAUGGAGCAUGCAGAAUGGGAUGAGGAUGUGAGGACCAGAGUGUACACCCUGACUGAGGCCAUCACCUAUUCUGUAUUCCUGUAUACCAGCCAGGGCCUGUUUGAGAGAGACAAGUUAACCUUCUUGUCACACACUGCCUUCCAGAUUCUCCUCAAACAGGGCUUGAUUGACACACAAGAAUUUGACUUCCUUCUACGUUUCCCUGUGGAAACUUUCAAAGUUAGUCCUGUGCCCUUUCUUUCUCCACAUGCCUGGGGGGCCAUUAAGCUAAUUUCAACAAUGGAAGAUUUCAGUGGGCUGGACAGAGACUUUGAGAGCUCACCCAAACACUGGAGGAAGAUUGUAGAAUCCAGUUGUCCGGAAAAAGAAAGGCUCCCCCAUGACUGGAAGAAUAAGAGUUCCCUCCAGAAGCUCAUCAUCCUGAGGGCACUGCGACCUGAUAGGAUGAGCUAUUCACUGAGGAACUUUGUAGAAGAGAAGCUGGGAGCAAAAUAUGUGGAGGCUGCCAGGCUGGAAUUUGACAGAUUGUAUGAAGAUAGCAGCCCCUCUAAUCCAGUGUUUUUCAUCCUUUCACCUGGAGUGGAUCCACUCAAAGAUGUGGAAAAACUAGGUUUAAAGCUGGGAUUUUGCAUUGACCAAGGCACUUUACACAAUGUGUCCCUGGGUCAGGGACAAGAGGAAGUAGCUGAAAGGGUUGUGAGGAACUCUUCUCAACUGGGACACUGGGUCAUCCUGCAGAAUGUACACCUGGUGUCUCGCUGGCUGCCCUCUCUGGAUGCUCUUCUGGAAGCUACAGCGAUAAACAGUCACUCCAACUACAGGGUGUUUAUCACUGGGGAACCAGCACCGACCCCUGAGCAGCAUAUCAUCCCCCGAGGCAUACUGGAGAAUUCUAUCAAAAUCACCAACGAGCCGCCCACAGGCAUGAAUGCCAGUCUGCACGCAGCCCUCAACAACUUCAGUCAAGACACUCUGGACAUGUGUUCCAGAGAGCAAGAAUUCAACUCCAUGUUCUUCUCACUCUGCUUCUUUCAUGCCAGUGUUACAGAGCGCCGCAAAUUUGGUUCCCAAGGGUGGAACCAUAACUAUCCCUUCAGCACUGGAGACCUCACCAUCUCAACCAGUGUUUUGUACAACUACUUAGAGGCCAACACCAAAGUGCCCUGGGAGGAUUUGUGUUAUCUGUUUGGGGAGAUCAUGUAUGGAGGACACAUUACCAAUGACUGGGACAGAAGACUCUGUCAGACCUAUCUGCAGGAAUUCAUGCAUCCAAAAAUGUUUGAAGGAGAGCUCUUUCUGUGUCCUGGCUUCCUAGCCCCUCCAUUCAUGGACUACAGUGGUUACCACAGUUACAUAGAUGAACACCUUCCACCCGAGAACCCCGCUCUUUAUGGUCUACAUCCAAAUGCUGAGCUGGAGUGCCUUACUGUCACCUCAGAAAGCCUCUUAAGGACUCUGCUUGAACUGCAGCCUCAGGACUCCACCAGAGGGGAGUGGGCCGCUCACAGCACAGAGGAGAAGGUCAAGGCUGUCAUUGAAGAUAUCAUUGACAAGCUUCCUGAGGAGUAUAACAUGGCAGAGAUGGCAGCAAAGACGGCAGAGCGGACCCCCUACAUUUUAGUCUGUUUACAGGAGUGUGAACGCAUGAAUCAGCUGCUGGCAGAAAUAAGGAGGUCACUGAAUGAGCUAGAACUUGGCCUGAAGGGAGAGCUGACCAUCUCUGUCAGUAUGGAGGCUCUGCAGUCAGCCCUGUUCACUGAUGCUGUUCCAGAUUCAUGGGCCAGACUGGCAUACCCCUCUACCAAAACACUAGCACUAUGGUUUAAUGAUCUUCUGUGUAGCUGUCGAGAACUUGACAGUUGGACUCAGGACUUUGUUCUCCCAGCAGUCGUCUGGCUCUCAGGACUUUUCAAUCCACAGUCCUUUCUCACCGCUGUGCUACAAAGCAUUGCUCGUAAGAACCAGUGGCCCCUGGACAGGAUGAGUCUGACUGUGGAUGUCACAAAGAAGACAAAAGACGACUUUGGACAUCCACCUCGGGAGGGGGCGUACAUCCACGGACUCUUCAUAGAAGGAGCGCGUUGGGACAUUCAGUCUGGCAUCAUGUCUGAGGCUGUUUUGAGGGAUCUGACCCCAGCCAUGCCGGUGAUGUACGUAAGGGCUGUGCUUUCAGAGGAGCAGGAGCUGAAGAAUACGUACGAGUGUCCAGUGUAUCGUACUAAACAGCGAGGCUCCACUUAUGUCUGGACCUUCCACCUCAGAACCAAACAUCCUCCUGCCAAGUGGGUCAUCGCUGGAGUGGCUCUGCUUCUGUCAGUGUGAGUCGUCACUGACUGAGCACUUAAGUGUUUUAUCAUAUUUAGUACUAACAGUGUUAAAAAUUCGACUUUUAG